UGGAAACGCAUGUGAAGGUCGUUGCAGAUGCGCAGAUGGGAUCCGUUGCUACAAAAGCCUCUGAACUUGGAGCGGCAUGGGUCAUCCUUGAUAGGCGCUUGAAGAAGGAAGGUGAUUUCUGCUUAAAGCAACUGGCCGAUUGCAACAUCAUACUAAUAGAUCACGCCAUCCCAAAGAUCAUAAGGUUAGCAAACUCACGAUCGCAACCAUCGGAUGAGAUCGACCCAAGUGGGCCCCACAAUGAUCCUACGGCUGUAGACAUGUCAAACGUGCUUCCCAUCUACCAUUCUGAUUCUAAAACCACAACCACCCCAAGUAGUCUUGGCUUGGAUAGCCAGAGUGCAAACACGGACGAGUGGGGCACUAUAUCUAGCGAAGAGAGAGAAGAUGAUCGUCGGGCCACACCUUUCGUGGCGAAUUAUCAGCCGUCCAAGUCCUUGAUCAACCAAAAUGAAAGUAGAAGUCCAGCCAUGUCCCGAUUGACAGCUUCUAGUACUACUAGAUCACAAGAACUGAGAAAGGUAUCAAAAUUCGACGGUGAUGAUCAAUGCAGGAGUUCAGAUGGGUCCCACUCUACUGCUUCUAGUUCUAAACCACAAGAACUGACAAGGGUGUCAAAAUUGGACGGUGAUGAGCAAUACAGGAGUCCAACCAAGCCACGCCCUACUGCUUCUAGUACUAAAUCACAUGAGCUGAGGCGGGUCACGAAUUUCAGCGACGAUGAUCAAUGUCGAAGUCCAGCUGUGUCCCGAUCAACGGCUACUAGAGCUAGAUCACAAGAACUGAAGUGGGUGUCCAAAUUCAACAAUGGUGGGCCCACACGAGAGACGCCCAUCGAUAACUAUGGCAACAGCAGAAGCAUUGGCGUCAAACAGAUAGAGAAACUGAAGCCACCGAAAGUUCCCAUCCCAGCCAGACGAUCUGCAGAUAUACCACGGCCAAGAAAGCAUUUAGAUGGACCAGAUGAAUCAAAUGCUCUAAUCAACAGCAGAAGGAGUUUCAGUAGGGAAAUCAAACAGGCCAAGGCCAUCACAGUAUCAUCUUCACCUCGAAUCACUGCACCGCUCGAUCGGACCUCUAGCAUAAGGCGAGCCAUCUCUAUCUCAAUCAAACAGCCUCCAACCCCUCCACCCUUGUGUUCUGUCUGCAAGCAUAAUGCACCUAUAUUCGGUAAGCCUCCAAGGAAGUUCAGCUACGCAGAAAUGGAGGCUGCGACGGAUGGAUUUUCGAAUGAAAAUUUCUUGGCGGAGGGAGGAUAUGGGCCUGUUUACAAAGGGGUGUUGGCAGAUGGGCAGGUGGUGGCGGUGAAGCAGCACAAGAUGGUGAGUGCGCAGGGCGCGUCGGAGUUCUGUGCUGAGGUGGAGGUUUUGAGCUGUGCACAGCAUAGGAAUUUGGUGAUGUUGGUGGGUUAUUGCAUGGAGGAGGAGUGGCUGCUUGUUUAUGAGUUUGCAUGCAAUGGGUCCCUCAACAAUCACUUGUAUGGAAAGGAAUCAAAGGAGGUAAUGGCAUGGAAAGAUAGGUUGAAAGUUGCAAUUGGAGCAGCAAGAGGGCUACGUUAUCUUCAUGAAGAUUGUCGUGUGGGGUGCAUUGUCCACAGAGAUCUCAGGCCUAACAACAUCCUUCUUACCCAUGACUUCGAACCUAUGGUUGGUGAUUUUGGGCUAGCAAGGUGGCAAGCGGACGGGGACUCGGCUGAGGAGACACGUGUGGUCGGCACACUCGGGUAUCUGGCCCCCGAGUACACUCGUACUGGGCAAAUAACAGAGAAAGCUGAUGUGUACGCGUUUGGAGUGUUGCUGAUGGAACUCGUGAGUGGCCUAAAGGCCAUUGAUUUCUCUAGAACUCAGGGACGACAAUAUCUGCCUGAAUGGGGUCGACCGAUGGUAGAAAAGAAGAUGGUCCAUCAGAUGAUAGAUCCUCGAUUAGACAGUGACUACAUAGCCCAAGAAGUGGAAUGUAUGAUGCAUGCAGCUAGCUUAUGUAUCAAGCAAGACCCCGAAAGACGACCCCGAAUGUCCAAGGUGCUACGGAUAUUAGAAGGCGACAUGCUUCAUGACAUUGUGCCUCAUGACCAGCUGCAGCAUGCACGUACAUGGACAUAUACAGAUCUUGCUCCAUCCAUUCCCCAGAGAAGCCCAAUUUCAAAUGAUUCGAUAAACAAAGCAACGUCAGUUAGGCAAAGAUCUACGGAUAUGUAUGGCAUGGAAAGAGCAAGUAAUGAAUGUUGGAUGUCAGGAGAAAAUGACAGCGUUUUAAGUGAAGAAUUCCAAACAUACUUACAAGGUUCAUUUUCAGAGUUCAUGCAAAAGAUGAAGUCAGAUGAAAAAGCCAUGGCAUUAAUGCAUGGAGAUGGUUAUCAAAAAAGCCACCCUAUUUCCAAAACAAGCAUCAAGAGCAUGUGAAAUUACAAAUGGGUUUUCUUUGUAAUUUGUAUUUUGUAGUGUUGUUUACAGUUAAAAGUCACAAUUGCAUUAUUGAAGUUUAGAUGCUAACCUUACAGCAUUUCAAUCCUCA
Molecule: messenger RNA, 2514 nt
Organism: Magnolia sinica
Lineage: Eukaryota; Viridiplantae; Streptophyta; Magnoliopsida; Magnoliales; Magnoliaceae
Product: inactive protein kinase SELMODRAFT_444075-like
Exons: 8
Coding region: 36-2402 (788 amino acids)
Biological process (GO): protein phosphorylation
Molecular function (GO): protein tyrosine kinase activity; ATP binding
Source: RefSeq, a predicted model, not a curated record